This is a messenger RNA of Clonostachys byssicola, 801 nucleotides long. The record is from the annotation of a GenBank genome assembly. NCBI's taxonomy places the organism in Eukaryota, Fungi, Ascomycota, Sordariomycetes, Hypocreales, Bionectriaceae.
AUGGAUCACAGCGAGCCACAACACCAUUUUUUCGCAUCCUUUGAGGAUGGCACUAUUGACCCCAGAGUAUUAACACUCCCAACCGUCUCGGAGGACCUCAAUAUCGAGGACGAACAAGAUACAAGUGCGAGCUCAUCCAACGGGUUUGAGGAUAUUGCCUUCGACAACUGUAAUCCAGGAAGCAUCAGUGGAUGUGACCUCGAAUAUCAGUCUUUGCUCGCUGAAUCUCCUAACCUACAGAAUCAUGAGAUACUAGAUCCGAGCAGCAUCUUUAUGCACCAAGAAGCGGGUAUGUUUCUCAAUGAUUACUCAGGUUUCUUCACUUGCAACGAUGUUCUUCCUCUGUCCCACAGGGGAUAUCCUUAUUCAAUGGGUUCAAUGCCUGUCCCAAUUUUCUAUGAUCAGGCUCCACGGACAACUCAGAUAAUUAGUCCGCCUGGGCGCCCAUUGCUGCCAAAACCAAUUGGCAUACCCAGCCCAGAAACACCCUUGCAACGGAGUGAGAAGGACGGUACAAGGGAACCAAAGAGACGUAAAAGAAAGGACCCUAAAGACCUCAAGAAAAAUCAAAGAAAGGAAUAUAAACCGGAGGGAUGUCCUAUGCCUAUGUGUUCUAAGCGCUUUGCGUAUGAGAGGGACUUAGACCGCCACAUGGUAACGACUCACCGAGCGGAGGCUGCAAGAACGGGGCGGGACGUUUCCAAACGCCCAUGUCCAGAAUGUGGGACGGAGUUUGAUAAUAUUCGUUAUGAUCGUUUAGUUAAGCACAUGAAAUUGAAGCACCCUAAUUAUCGUUUGUAG